This is a messenger RNA of Jatropha curcas, 2342 nucleotides long. RefSeq names its product DHFS-FPGS homolog C (gene DFC). Gene Ontology annotation, biological process: tetrahydrofolylpolyglutamate biosynthetic process. Gene Ontology annotation, molecular function: tetrahydrofolylpolyglutamate synthase activity; ATP binding. Gene Ontology annotation, cellular component: mitochondrion; cytoplasm; cytosol. The record is from RefSeq and is a predicted model, not a curated record. NCBI's taxonomy places the organism in Eukaryota, Viridiplantae, Streptophyta, Magnoliopsida, Malpighiales, Euphorbiaceae.
GUAAAUUCACAAGUGCAUAUUGACAGAACAUAAGGCCCGUAGUCACAGCCACAAAACUGGGAAACAGGUCUGAGAGACAUCGUAGGAACAAGUGCUUGCUCUGUACUGCUUAAUACUAUGGCUAUUUCCUCUCAGGGUUGAUGUUUCCUAUGUUCGUUAAUACAAAUAGUUAUCUGAAGUGUGGGAUAAUUAGAGUUUCACACUUCCAAAAGAGAGAAUAUAGGUUUCCUGUCAGAAAACCAUGGAACUGUUCUUUUCAGCCAGCUAAUGUGGACACACAUGAUCUGACUGAACAUAGGAAUCUCCAUUCUCAGGCGAAAGGUUUCAAGUAUCAAAAGGUGUCUUAUCAAGUCAUGGAAGAAACAGAAAGCAACGUGGCUGUCAAAGAUUUUUUACAAGACCCUCCUCUUUCAAAUUCUUAUGAAACUGCCAUGGAAGCACUUUCCUCUCUCAUAACACGUCCAAAACGUGGAAUUCAGUCAUCCAUUGGUGGAAAAUAUGGAAAAUUAGACAGGAUGCAUGUGUAUCUUAAGAUACUAGACCUGGAAGAGCAAAUAACUGGGCUCAGGAUUAUCCAUGUUGCUGGAACAAAAGGGAAGGGUUCAACAUGCACAUUCUCUGAAGCUAUUUUACGAGAAUGUGGCUUUCGAACAGGGCUGUUUACUUCCCCUCACCUAAUUGAUGUGAGAGAAAGAUUUCGUGUAGAUGGAUUGGAAAUAUCUGAAGAUAAAUUUUUAUUGUAUUUUUGGGAUUGUUGGAAUCGGUUGAAGGAACAUGCCAAUGAGGACCUGCCAAUGCCCCCCCUAUUUCAAUUUCUCACAGUACUGGCAUUCAAAAUAUUCGUCUCUGAACAGGUAGAUGUUGCCGUAAUUGAAGUUGGUCUUGGAGGAACGAAUGACUCAACAAAUGUGAUUAAAGAGCCUGUUGUCUGUGGCAUUACAUCUUUGGGGAUGGAUCAUACGGAGACAUUGGGUGAUACAAUAGGAAAGAUUGCUUCACACAAGGCUGGAAUUUUCAAGCCUCGAAUUCCUGCUUUUACGGUCCCCCAACCUUCUGAAGCAAUGGACGUUCUUAAUGAGAGGGCUCAUGAAUUGGCGGUACCCUUGAAAGUAGUGCAGCCUCUUGAUCAGAGACAUUUGAAGGGGUUAAAGCUUAGCUUGUCUGGUGAUCAUCAAUUCACUAAUGCUGGUCUUGCUGUUUCCCUUUGUAAAUCUUGGCUUCAAAUGACAGGAAACUGGGAAAAGUUAUCCCAAAAUCAGGAUAAACAGGGAGUUAAUUUGCCAGAAGCAUUUCUUAGAGGUCUUGCAACAGCACAUCUUUCAGGAAGGGCUCAAGUUGUAUAUGAUUCUUCCGCAAAGUGCUACAAUUCAUCAACAGCAGCUGGAAAUUCUUCUGGAGAUCUGAUUUUCUACCUGGAUGGAGCUCACAGUCCAGAAAGCAUGGAGGUUUGUGCCGAAUGGUUCUCUAGUGCUGUUCAAGAAAGAAAGCAAUUACCAAAAUUUGUAUCAUCUUCUAUUGAUGUUGAAAGCAAGAAGGAAGUUUGCGAAAAUAGUUAUGUCCAAUAUGAAAGGUGCACCACACAAGAGUCAAACAAAAUAUCAAAGAAGAUUCUUUUAUUCAAUUGCAUGGAAGUGAGAGAUCCUCAUGUUUUGCUUCCACGGCUUGUCAAUACAUGUGCUUCUUCAGGUACUUACUUCUCGAAGGCUAUUUUUGUCCCAAGCAUGUCAACAUACAACAAGGUUACUUCUGGCACCUCGUCUAUUCCUUCACAUAUUUCUAGCCGAGAUUUGUCGUGGCAAUUCAGCUUACAGAGGCUUUGGGAGAAGACAAUCCAUGGCAUAGAACCAAAUGUUGAACUUGACACAAGCUCCAAGUUCGAGGGUGCAGAGAACUUACCACCACAUGAAUUUCUUUACAAGGAUGCUUCUCACUGCAAGCCUGCAGAUGGAAAUUUGACUUGCAGUACUGUCAUUUCUUCAUUGCCUUCAACAAUAAAAUGGUUGAGGGAUUGUGUUAGAGAAAACCCUACCUUAAGACUUCAGGUUCUUGUCACUGGAUCAUUGCAUCUCGUGGGAGAUGUUCUAAAGCUGUUAAAGAGAUGAAUUAGAAGACAUGAAUUAAAAGGAUACCAAAAGUUGGUUUGUCCUUACAUUCUUUCGCGCCUUGACAUUAACCUUCAUUUUUAACACAGCCAGGUUAUAUCAAGUAAAUCGAUUCUUGGCUAGACUAAUAAUGCUUAUUUUUAGAGUUCCAAUCGUGAUGAUUUUCCCUAUGUUGUGCAAGUUCCAUCUUUGUACUAUUAUUAUUAUUAUUUAAAAAAACAACAUUGGUUUUAGAAUUUA